Messenger RNA from Hyposmocoma kahamanoa, 1749 nucleotides. Its product is annotated as targeting protein for Xklp2-like. The record is from RefSeq and is a predicted model, not a curated record. Gene Ontology annotation, cellular component: microtubule; spindle. Lineage: Eukaryota; Metazoa; Arthropoda; Insecta; Lepidoptera; Cosmopterigidae. Gene Ontology annotation, biological process: regulation of mitotic spindle organization; activation of protein kinase activity. The transcript has a single exon. Bases 1 to 1443 code for a protein of 480 amino acids.
AUGGCGAAAAGCUUUGUUACUAAGUUUCGUGGCGAAAAUUUCUUCACUCCGGAAACUAAGAUCAAAGACGAACCAGUGUCGCCCGAUGAGGAGCAUUUUGGUGAUCAACACCAUUUGGACUAUUUCGAUGGGAGUGAGGUUGUAGGCAUGAGGAAAUCCUUAUCAUUGAACGAUAUUGCUGCAUUAAGGGAGGAUUUCAUGGGUUUGGAUUUGCAAAGCAACAGAGAAGACAAACGAUACAGACCCGCUCCCUGCGCUUCGCAAGAACUUUCCAAGACAAAGUUCGUCUCUAUGGCUGAGGCUAUUUAUCACUACCAAAGAGAUACUCCUGGAAGAUUUCACUCUACAAAACCUCAGAAAUAUCAGAACGUGAGGCACAAUGGAGUGUCUGGUCUUACUGUGCCACAGUCACCAAUGUUGCGUUGCAAAACGCGCGCCCGCCCAGUGCACAUCGAGUCUCAAAAGGAUAAGGAAGAAAGAGAAUUAGAAGAAAUGAAAAAGUUCAAACUGAGGGCUAAUCCAAUUCCAAAGUCAGUUCUUCAAGGUACGAGAAACUUACCUGAUGUUUCGAAAAAACCACCUACUAUUCCAGAACCGUUUAAACUUACUGAAAUUCACAAGAAAACACCUUGUCCAUCCCCAGAACAAAUACUACAAUUUAAAGCGCGGCCAGCACCUAGACAUAUAUUGGAGAAGCCUCACAUUCCGCCUAAACCUUCAGUGUCAAUCACAGUACCUGACAGCCCAAAACUGCAUUUCAAGAAAGCAAAAUCUGAAGAUCGACAUGACAUUGUAAUGCAAAGCAAUCAUGGUACUAUAUUAAAAGCCAAAUCAGCUGAGAAAAGUCGACUUCUACGACAGGGUCCAAUAAAGCCAGUGCCAUUUUCAUUUGUAAAGAGAGAUGAGGAAAUAAAAAAACGAAAAGAGGAAUGGAUCAAGCAACAAAUACAUGAAGAGAGAAAACAGGCUUCUCAAUUUAAAGCUCAACCAUUACCAGUGGCUGUAAAGAAGCGAAUGUGCCAUGUUACUAUAAAGAGCAGCUCAUCAAAUGCUUCUGAAAACAAAGAAAAUCAUGUUAAGUUUGAGGCUCGUCCUGCAAGUGUACUUUACAAGGAGCCAUUCAAACCAGUACGCCAUGAAAUACACAUAAUCAAAUCCAAACCCUUCCAGUUAACUACUGAAAAAAGGGCUGCAGAGAGGGAGAUGUUCGAACUGCACUUAAAGGAUAAAGAAAAGGAAAUGGAACAUAUAAAAGAGCAAAAAGAAAAAGAAAGACUUGAAGCCGAGGAGAGGGAAAAAGUGAAAUUGAGGGCAAAGUUAGUACAUCACGCUAAGCCAGUCCCAUUAAAGGUGAUAAAUAAGCCAUUUGUUCCAGAGAAAUUAAAAAUACCUUUGACUGUGCCCGAAACCCCUACAUUUGUGAGGAAGCUGAAUAAAAAUUGAUAUGCAGGUAAUAUUAUCAACAUAUCAGUUUUUUUUCAGCAUUUUCCUACAUGUCCAUACAUAGCAAGAGCAUCUUUCUGGAUUUUACCUUUGAAACGUUUAUAUGACCAAGAUGUUUUAGACUUAGUCUAGAUUUAGUUUGGACUUAAUAUUUGUAAUUAUCCAAUUUCUGUUUUACUGUCAUCUUAAUUCUUAUCAUGUAUUUUGUUUAGCUUUGUUUAUAUAAUUAUUAUGAUGACCUUUUAGCUAAUGUUCUUUAUGUUUAUGAUAAUAAUUAGGUUUGAUGUUUAAUAAUAUUUUUCAAUG